Molecule: messenger RNA, 3162 nt
Organism: Hydractinia symbiolongicarpus
Lineage: Eukaryota; Metazoa; Cnidaria; Hydrozoa; Anthoathecata; Hydractiniidae
Exons: 5
Coding region: 16-2685 (889 amino acids)
Cellular component (GO): nucleus
Molecular function (GO): zinc ion binding
Source: RefSeq, a predicted model, not a curated record
UGCUGUGUCAACAUCAUGUCUGCUUCACAUUCAGAGUAUAUUCAAAAGCUAUGUAGAUUGUGUGGGAAGAAAAUUGUGAAAAGUAAACAUUACGUUAAUUUUAAAUCUUGUGAUAUUUACAGUGAAGUGUUUCAAUCUAUAUAUGGAAUAAAUUGUGAACAAGAAGAUCCUUGUGUAUUUCCUAAAUUUACUUGUAAUGGAUGUAGAAGAAAAUUAGAUGAGAUGAAAACGUCAAAAAAAAUAAUUGGUACUGCUGCAUCAUUUUACCCUCAUGUGGAUGAAAAUUGUGUGUGCAUGAAUUAUGCUGUAAACAGAAAAGACAGCUUAAAAAUACUGGAAUUAGAUGUGAGUAUGAAGAAAGUUGGUUUUAGUAUAUGUGAUAAAUCGGAUAACUAUAAACGUGUCUAUACCCUUUGUCAAAAUGAAAAAGAAUUAAACCAUUUGCUUACAAUACGUAUAGACAACAGCAAUGGUUGGGAUUUCUCCAUAUAUGGGAAACCUAUGGAGAAAGAAACAAUACAACUAACAAAAACUCUGCCAUGUGUUUUGAAAAAUGAUGAUAUUUCAACUUUCUCGUCAUUCUGGAAGUCAGUCAGUGUUUGCACGGGGUUACAAGGUUAUGAAGAUGUAAUCAAGUCGAGAUGUAAUUUCGAACAGCCAUUCAUGAAUCAGAGUGGAACAUUUCCAGUAGCUUUUGUUGAAGACGAUAAAAUGGUCAGAUUUGAUGAAGACAAUUUUAAAACAAUACGCCAUACCAACUGUCAUUUUUUAGCUGAAAAACCUUCAUCUGUAUGUAGUAUGUGCAAUUCUUUUAAACCAACAGUUAAAAAAGUUAGAAGUAGACGGAAAAGUGAUGAUUCUGUGCUUGAUUCCUCACAUACAAACAUUCGAUAUCUUUCCAGAGAAGAACUAGAGGAAAGAUAUCGCAAUACUCAGGGAGAAAAACAGAGAGCAAUAAAGAAAGUUGCCCAAUUAUCAUCUUGGGUAAGAAAAAUUACUGAGAAAGAAUGCAUCCAUGUUGAUGAUGAGCAACACGAAUUUAUAAAAAAUAUUGUUUGCAAUGAGGAAACAUGUCCUGAAAUACCCGAAGGCAGUCCCCAGUGGUUGUUAUGGGAGCAACAAAAAGAAAUGGCUUCCAAAAGUUCACCUAAUGGCAUGAGAUGGCACCCACUAAUUAUUAGGUGGUGCCUCAGUUUAUACCACCAUUCACCAGCAGCAUAUAAACAUUUGCGAAAUCCGAAUUUGAAUUUUUUAAAACUCCCACAUAUUGACACACUUAAAAAAUACAUAAACUUCACUGAUCCAAUGUGUGGAUUCAAUCCAGAUGUCAUUGAAAGAUUAAUAGUGGAUAGUAAAAUUGCAACUCUGGAUGAUCACCAAAAAAACGUUUCGCUUAUUUAUGAUGAGAUGAAAAUAAAAGCUGACUUGGUGUUCAGACAGUCAACUGGACAAUUGGUUGGUUUCACUGAUAUGGGGGAUAUUAACGAUGAGUUAGUUGAAUUUCAAAAACGUGCUGAGGGAUCAUCAGAGAAUGAUCGUCACUUUGCUUCCUAUGUGAUAGUGUUUAUGGUUCGAGGAAUUGUUUCAUCUCUGGUGUAUCCUUUUGGAUAUUUCGCAUCAUUGGGAUUUACCUCUGAUCAGCUCUAUCCAUGUGUAUGGGAGGCGACAUAUGUAUUGGAGGCAAUUGGUUUUUAUGUUCGAGCAUUUAUUUCAGAUGGUGCUUCUCCCAAUAGGAAGUUUUACAAAAUUAUGGUGACACCUGAUAUUGGUAACACAUAUUGGACCAACAACUUAUUAUCAUUGGACAGAAAGAUCUUUUUUAUAUCCGAUGUCCCUCAUCUCAUUAAAACAACGAGAAACUGUUUCGAGAACUCUCAUGGAAACAAUAAUACACGCAAUCUUUUUCUCGAUCACAUGGAUAUCAGCUGGAACCAUCUUGUCAAUGUUUAUGAAUGGGAUCUGAAUUUACAUGGAGCAGCACCUGGAUUAAGGAAACUUUAUAAACUAAAAGAGGAUCACAUAAAGUUAACUCCAAGGUUGAGGAUGCAAGUUAAGUUGGCUACCCAAGUUUUGAGUAAAACAACUGCUGAUGCACUUGAGGUUCAGGGGCUGCAUUAUACGAAAAGUACAAUAAAGUUUGUGCGUAUGUUUGACCAAGUUUUUGAUUGCUUGAAUGUAUCUUCAAUUAAUCAAGAUCGUGGCGGAAAAAUAGCUCUUGCAGCAUAUAGAGAUGUUAACGAUUGGCGUUUUGAGUUUUUAGAGAAAGAAUUCCUCGAACAUUACCUGGGAAGGUGGGAAGAACAAGCCAAUGACACACCUAAUUUAUCCCAAGAUGAAAAAAAAAAAUUGUUAUUGAGCAAACAGACGAUAAAUGGUUGGAAAAUAACAGUGAAAUCAUUCGUGGAACUGACCAAAUUACUUCUCCAGAGUCCAAAUGUCAAGAUGAUUUUGAGCGAGAAAUUCUCACAAGAUCCAUUGGAGGAACAUUUCGCUCGUCAAAGACGAAGUGGUGGUACAUGUGACAACCCAACACUUUAUCAAUUUGGCCAACAAGAACUUUCUUUGCUUGUUAUGAAAUCUGAGUUGAUCAGAGAUCUACGUGGAAACACUCGACGUGGUAAUCAAAAUCAGAUUCACCUAGACGUAAAUGAUAUGAGGAAACUUCCACAGAAAAGAAAGAGAUAGUUAUUUAUAUAUUGAUACUUUUGGAAACAUGAUUGUUUGACUAUUUUAUUUAUAUUUUUUCUGAGUAUGUCAGACAUUUUUUCCAUUACGCUUUUUCAACAUAGAAGUUGUUUUGUUAUUAGUGCCUUGUCUUUUGAGUCACAUCUUUUGCAAAUAUUUUUAGUGGAGUACGAUUUUGACUUUGAUUUGAAACAUUUUUUUGAAAACAUCAAAUCUUAGAAAAUAAUUGAGAUUAAAAAAAUUUAGGAUUGCUACUUUAUUAUUGCUAUGUAAUUUUUAUUUAUGUCAUCGGGAAAUUACAACUAUUACGGAAUUUCUUUUAUCUUCAUUUCGAAUGGAUCCGCCAUACGUGAAUAAAUAUUACAGUUUUGUUUUGCUUUUUUACAUACUCACUUCGCGAUAUGUAGAACAACCCUGGGGACAAGUUUCAUUAUAUUCCCAACAAGAAUUCAUGCGAAGGAGUGUCGAAAUUAAUAU